UUAUCUAUUGCUCACACCUGGUCCAGAGGUCACUGCUAUGAUAUAUUCCUCCCUGUCUUUCUGUGUAUGUGUUGUGAGAGUGUGAGACCGGCACAUUCAUGGUAGCCAUGGGUUGGUUGAAGGAGUCGCAGAAAAGGAAGAAAAUCAUAAUAGGUGUAUUGGCUGUAUCAAUAGUGACUCUAAUUCUUGGUCUUGGGCUCGGUCUUGGAUUGGACUUGCAGAAAUGUCGAAACAAAGUCGUCCCACACACAUCCUGCAGAAAUCGAUGCUAUGAGCCCUAUGACAGCGAGACCCCUGGCUGCAGAUGUGACGAGAACUGCAGUGCCACCAACAGCUGCUGCUAUGACUACCACGACAUCUGCUCCCUCCCAACCCAGCUGUGGGAAUGUACAAAGCUGCGUUGUGGAGAGAAGAGGCUGAUUCAGAGCAAGUGUCACUGCUCUGAUGACUGCCUGUCGGCUGGAGACUGCUGCACAAACUACAAACAUGUCUGCCAUGGAGAGAAAGAGUGGGUGGAGGAAGAGUGUGAGGACUUGGCAGUUCCCACAUGUCCAGCACAUUUUAAGCAGCAGCCCCUGCUCCUCAUCUCUCUGGAUGGACUGAGGGCUGAGUACCUGCAGACGUGGAACACUCUCAUCCCUGUGCUGGACAAACUCAGAAGGUGUGGAACCUCUGCUCCGUACAUGCAGGCAGCAUUUCCCAGCAAGACUUUCCCCAAUCACUACACCAUCGUCACGGGUCUCUAUCCAGAGUCAAAUGGUUUGAUUGACAACACUAUGUAUGACCCGGUGUUUGAUGCCACCUUCAGUCUGUCCAGUCCAGAGAAAGAGAACCCUGACUGGUACCUUGGACAGCCUGUCUGGCACACAGCAAAGGCCCAGGGGCUGAAGUCUGGGACGUUUUUCUGGCCAGGAUCAGAUGUCAAAAUCAAUGGCAGUUAUCCCAACAUCUACCAACCAUACAAUGGUAAAGUGCCAUUUGAAGAAAGAGUUUUUACUCUGCUGAAGUGGCUGCAGCUACCAGAUGAUGAAAGGCCAGAUUUCUACACUCUGUAUCUGGAGGAGCCUGAUAAAUCUGGACACAGCUUUGGUCCCGUCAGUGGAGGGCUGAUUGAAGCAAUCCAGGGUGUGGAUAAGAUCAUUGGUCAGCUCAUGAAUGGCCUCAAGCAGAUUGGCCUGCACCGCUGUCUCAACAUCAUCAUUGUGGCCGAUCAUGGUAUGGAGGAGACAAACUGCAACAGGAAGGAGGUGCUUCAGCAGAUGGUGGGAGACAUCAGCAACUAUUACGUCACUGAGGGGCCAUUCGGACGCAUCAGAGCCAAAAACAAAAACACAGUCUUGGACUCAGCUGGACUUGUUGCUGACAUGACUUGUAAGAAACCAGACCAGAAGAUCAAACCGUACCUAAAGGCCAAUCUACCAAAGCGCCUCCACUUUGCCAACAGCCGACGCAUCGAAGAUGUGAAUGUCCUGGUCGAUCCAAAAUGGUUGUUUGAGAGGUUUCCAGGAUCUCUCACAUUCUGCUCUGGUGGAGCUCAUGGCUAUGAUAACGAUGUUGAGAGCAUGCAUGCAAUGUUUGUCAGUUAUGGACCCAAGUUUCAGUACAAAAGAGAAAUAGAACCCUUCUCCAACGUCGAGCUUUACAAUCUCAUGUGCGAUGUGCUGCAGAUCUCUCCCACGGAUAACAACGGGACCCACGGCAGUAUGAACCACGUCCUGAGGCAGCCCUACUACACACCAGUUCCCCCCGCAGAGCAGACCGGGCCUGCUCAGUGUCCGCUGCUCAGCCUCGACCCUGCAGACAGCCUGGGAUGCUCCUGUCCUGCCCUGAGUGGAAAUGCUAUUAACAGCCGCCUGAAUCUGACUGCAGAAGAAGUGUCCACUGCAGAGAAGGAGCACAUGCUGUUUGGUCGUCCCCGGAUGCUGCAGCCUGAUCAGAAUUACUGCAUCCUCUACCAGGAGGGAUUCAUCAGUGCCUAUAGCACCAAAGCCCUGAUGCCUCUGUGGAGCUCCUUCACCAUCAACAAACCGGUGAACUUGGACCCAUUGUCACCCGUGACACCGGACUGUUUGAGGGCUGAUGUCAGACUUCCAGCAUCCCAGACUCAGAGGUGUGACCAGUAUAAUGCAGCUGGGAACCUGACACAUGCCUUCCUCUACCCACCCAACCUCAAUAUAACAGAAGACCAGCAGUAUGAUGCUCUACUGAUGAGUAAUGUGGUACCAAUGUACCCCGAGUUUAAGAAGAUCUGGUACUACUUCCACAGCACCCUAUUAAAGAAAUAUGCCUCUGUUUACAAUGGCAUAAAUGUGGUGAUGGGCCCCGUCUUCGAUUACAACUACGACGGCCAGUACGACACUCCAGAGCAGAUACAGCAGUUUGUGUCCGGCACCAGAAUUCCUGUCCCCACACAUUACUUUGCGGUAAUAACAAGUUGCAGGGAGUCAGGCCAUCCAGUGACUGGCUGCGUCGGCAGCCUGCAGACCGUGUCCUUCCUGUUGCCUCACAGACCCAACAAUUUGGAAAACUGCAAAAAUACAGAAGAUGAAUCUAACUGGGUGGAAGAUCACAUGUGGUUCCAUCAAGCACGGGUCAGAGACAUUGAGUGGAUCACAGGACUGGACUUUUACCAGGGCAGCAAUCAACCAAUCCCAGAGCUGCUGAGGGUGAAGACCCGCCCCACAGCUGCCAUUCACAGAAAACACUGAAAGGUUAAUCUCAACUGAAAAUAUAUACAGUUAAGGAAUAAAAGUGACCUCAGAGAUUAACAUUCAGCAUUUGUAAAAUUCUUCAUAAUUAGUCUUAGAUUGUGCUUUCACUUUGUCCAACAGUGACACUGUUUAUUUAUUAACUUUGUUUUAAUCUGAUCAUGUUAUUUUUAUAUUAUUGAAUCUUAUCUUAUAUCCUAUAUUCCUAAUGUGACUUCUUCAUCUAUUUUGUGAUUGAUUUUGUAAAACUCAGAGCCCUCUGUUUAAGUUAAUCUGAGCAGAAAACGUGUGAACAGAUCUGGACUUUUGAUGAUCACCCACUUUUUUUUUUUCUUUUUUUUGGGGGGGGGGUUUCUGUUUUGUAUUUUGAAGAAGAAGAAUUACAUAAGAAUUACAACAAACUAAAUUCAGGAAAUACAGCUGUUGAAUCAUUUCAAAUACAUUUUUCAUUGCUCUGAUGAGCACAAAUGAAAUGCCACUGAUCCUCCUCUGAUGCUGAUGGCAAGUUUCAGACAUCUCCUUUAGGACAAACCAAAACUGUGUGAGUGAGAUAUCAUCAAUACUCUUUAAAAGUUUCAUCAUGUUGUGCCAGUUACUGUGAAAUGAGAGAGCGGUUUCAGCUAGAUGACUGUUGCAGUAUAAAACAGUAGGCCCUUUAACUGUCAGUGCCUCAGUCAGCCAGUGAUGUCUCAUUAUAGUAAUUAGGAUCAGGCUGGAGAAAUCAACAGGCAGCUGAAGGGAAUUUCACUGUGAUGGUCUGAGGUCUGAGGUCUGAGGUUUUAAAAUGACAAUGUGUGUGAGCACCUAUUGGAAUGUUGGACAUGUGCCUCCAUUGUGAAACUACUGAAAAACAAAUAGAUUUAUGGUCGACUGUGACAGCUGCUGCUGCUGCAGUGACAUGAUCUCCAGUGAAAUUUGGUGCAGUCAUACUUAUGCCUUUAACUCACUCAGUUUGCACACAAUAAACUUUUUUUUUGCUA
This is a messenger RNA of Lates calcarifer (barramundi perch), 3688 nucleotides long. RefSeq names its product venom phosphodiesterase 1. Gene Ontology annotation, biological process: nucleoside triphosphate catabolic process. The transcript has 25 exons. Gene Ontology annotation, molecular function: nucleoside triphosphate diphosphatase activity; nucleic acid binding; metal ion binding. NCBI's taxonomy places the organism in Eukaryota, Metazoa, Chordata, Actinopteri, Centropomidae. The coding region runs from base 99 to 2708 and encodes 869 amino acids. The record is from RefSeq and is a predicted model, not a curated record.